AUAUAUAUGUUGCGAGGUUGCAAACCAGCCUGCCGUAUAGUUCUCUACCACAUGUUGAUUAAUUAAAACAACAAGGAGAGAUAAAAACGCGCAUUUUCGCGGACACCACCGCCGGUGCUUGGCACGCGUUGUUUGCGCGGAUCCGUCAAUCGUCACGUCUGUUUCUACUCCGAGCAAGUCCAAGUCCGUCAGAUUCGCGAACGGCCGAGAUCUCUGCACGCAACUUCUCACGUUCCCUCGAGAGGCACCCUUCGUCGUAGUGUUACGUCACGUACAGCCGUCGACAGUGAUCGAGAUUAACGAUCGUGAUAAUCGGUUGUGAAGAGCCAGCUCGUUGUUUCGCUCGCUCACUCACCGUCACGUACAUAUAUACGCGCGCGUUCGCCGUUUUUCCAGCGCGGGAUUAUUCCUCGCCAUAGUAAUCUCAGCGGCGAUCAGCGUGCGUGACAGUGUCCCGCGCCUGUCAAACCGCGAUCCAAGUUCGCGCAGCAUCGAGUCCGAUCGCCACUGCGCGUUGCAUUUGCACGCCUUGCGUUUACUUCGCGAUUUUGGCCUGUGUUUGCGUAUAACCUAAAAGCCGUCGUGAAUGUCGAUAGUCCUUGCAAUCCUCACGACUUCUUCCUCAUUCACCGCUCGUCAAACGUUUCCCCGGAUCCGCGAGAGACCUCUAAGCGUUGCCGAAGACGUCGCGUAAAAGCAUCGCGAGUAAGCGAGAACACGCGCGACGCAACGGCAGCUGCGAUUUGUCGUCCACGGGCGAGAAAACGGAUUUUUUCGACGUCGAGCGGUUAUCGGGAAAGUAGUCAAAAUUCCGGUCCCUACUAAGAAACGAGAGGGCCUCCAACAAACCGGCGGCAGAAAUCCACCAACGACUGGUGAGGAACCGUCAGGCAAAAUGAAUAGCAAGAGGAAGAAUCGUACAAACAAUAACAGGUACUGCCAAUCUCUUGGCUCCCCUCGUCAAGAUCAUAAUAGCAGAUCUCCGCGGUCACGUGUGUCUCCUGCGGAGAGAAGUAUUGUAGCAGAAGGAGUCUAUAACAAUGCUCAUUUUAUGCAUGCAAUUACUGGCCAUGUUGGGAAUGUAGUACAGAUUCAAACACAAAAUGGCUCAAUAUAUGAGGGUAUAUUUAGAACAUUCUCAAGUAAUUUUGACGUAGUAUUAGAAAUGGCCCAUCGGGUAGAGGAAAAGAUUAACGCAGAUAACGUAGUAGAGAAAUUAAUUUUUAAAUCACAUGACAUUGUCACUAUAUCUGCCAAGGAUGCUGAUUUGGAAUAUGCUAUAAGAGAUACUUUCCAAACGGAUACAGCUAUUAGUAAAUUUAAUGGUUUAGUCGGUGAAAAAGAACUUGAGCCUUGGGAUCCACCAACUGCUGCUAUGAAUGGAACCGAGCUAGAAUUAGAUGGUGCCUCUAAUGGUUGGGAUGUUAAUGAAAUGUUUCGUAAAAAUGAACAAGACUAUGGAGUUCAAACAACAUUUGAGCCUUCAUUAGUAGGUUAUACUUUACAACUUCGUAAAGAUACAAAAGAUUAUAAAGAGCAAGAACAGAAGGCUGCUGAAAUAGCAAAUGAGAUUGAAUCUCAACCUAAUCAUAAGGCUAGAUUAGAAUUGGAAAAUGGAGAUGAAGAAGAAAGAUUUGCAGCUGUAACAAGGCCCACCGAAGGAAAAUAUAUUCCACCGCCAUUGAAGAAGAAGAAUGGUAACACUAGCAAAUUAAUGAGAUCCAAUGAACCUCCAUCUUCGCCAGGAACUACAAAUAGUAAGAAUGUCUACAACCAACCAUCUCCGUCCACAGUCAAUGUAAAUGUCCCACAACCGAAUAUAUCGGUUGGAGUACAGCCUACUCAUGCUUCGGUGCAACAUCCGGUAUCUUUAAAUAUGGGUAUGCCACCCAAUGGAGUGGUUGUCACGUACAAUAAUCCACCGCCGCCAUUCGUGCCUCCACCUACGACACAAUCGCAGCAAGUAAUCCAACAGAAUCAACCACAAUCUCAAGUUACUCCCUCAAUGCCGCAAGUAGGCUUUCCUCCACAGCAACAACAACAACAAACACCUUUGAAUAAAAUAAAUACAGAGAAACGAGAGCGACCUGGCAGGCAACAGGUUUAUCAAGCUGAUAAAGCGCCACCAGCGCCAUUUCCUCAAUCAAAUGCUGCAUCUUUGCAUCAGCAACAACAGUCUUCACAUCAGCAACAUACAUCAUUACCACAGCAGAAUUCUGUAGAAGGACAAAUAGUCAUACACAAAUCAGAUCAUCGGAAGUUUUACUUCAAGGUUCCGACGCCUCGUGGCAGAGAUGAACAACAUUCGGAACUGAGACAAUUUGCUGCGGAAUUCAAAUUAGCGGAAUCGCCAGAUACUUCUCAAAUUUCCCGAAAGCAACAGCAUCAGCAUCAACAAGAUGUGCAUUCUGCUACUCCGAUGAAUCAGCCGCAUCAUCAAGCUCCUUCUCAACAUACAAGUACACAACAGCAACCGCAACAACAGCUGCCAACGCAGCAGCAUACAAGUCCUCAUCAACAACAUCAGACUGUACAAGAAGAACCUGUUAUUACCAGUAAGCCACCACCUGGUCCACCACUAGCAGUAAGAUCUACAAGUCCGCCUCAGCAGCAGCAGCAGCAGCAACAACAACAACAACAACCACCACCACAAACGAAUACUCCAACAGUACAACAAUCACCACCAGAACCUGCAGUUGAUAAGAUAACUACUGCUUUUAAAAAAUCUACAUUGAAUCCAAACGCUAAAGAAUUUAAUCCAAAUGCCAAACCUUUUACACCACGCUCUCCUAGUACACCAACACCUAGUCGGCCGCAUACGCCUCAGACUCCUCAGUAUACAGGAGUGACUAUGCCCGCAACUGUUGUUAUGCCGGCGUAUGUAACACCAACGGCAUUUAGUCAGCCACCAGCUCAACAAGUGACAAGGUUCCGAAAGGUGCCAAUGAUGCAACAUCGUGCGCCAGAUAUAGCGUCCCAGAUGCAAGUGGCCGCAGCAACGGGACAGCCGUUAUUAGCGCCAGCCAUACAUCCACCAUUCCAGGUGCCUUAUCCAGGACAACCGGCGUACCAGCAAAUGGUACGCAUGGUCCAGGCACCGCCGCCACCGCCGCACAUGGCUACUCCAUAUCACCAUCAUCAUGACUCGCAAGGCCCGCAGGCCCCUGGUAUACAAUACAUGGGCCCGCAUACACAUCCACAUCCUCAUGUAACUCAACAACCACCUAGCCAAACACCAUCUCCAGCCAAUCCAAAUCAACCGCACACACCGGGCGCUUAUAAUCCACCCGGUACUCCACAGCCUACGUAUCCGCAACCUCCGCCUCAGGGUCAUGCCCCGAGUUAUCCAAUUAUGUGUCCAAUAAUUCCACCUCAUAUACCAAUUCCACCACAGCACAUGCAAUACCUACCACCGCAGCCCCCUCCGGGUGCGCAACAAACUAUACCCGUUAUUUUACCGCACAAUCAGUAGCUGGUAACAUGAAGUAAAAGAAGAAAGAGAAGAGUGCUAGUAUUCUGAAAUGGUAGAAUAAGACUUUCAAAAUUGAGUUACUUUCACGAUGGUAUGAUCGCUUGCUUUGAUUGAUUGCUUGAAAAACUGCUCGCUUCUAUAGACUCUCAAUUUAUCCGAUCAAUCCAUUAUCCGUCAACAGUGUAAAUUAAACACUUACUCAACUUUCUAUAUU
Messenger RNA from Formica exsecta, 3686 nucleotides. Its product is annotated as ataxin-2 homolog. Bases 896 to 3472 code for a protein of 858 amino acids. The transcript has 9 exons. Gene Ontology annotation, cellular component: cytoplasmic stress granule. Gene Ontology annotation, biological process: cytoplasmic stress granule assembly. The record is from RefSeq and is a predicted model, not a curated record. Gene Ontology annotation, molecular function: RNA binding. NCBI's taxonomy places the organism in Eukaryota, Metazoa, Arthropoda, Insecta, Hymenoptera, Formicidae.